AUGACGAGUGGAGCUAUCGGACUCGACUUGGCUGAGGUGUCCAAGUCUAACGCGCCUCAAGUCCUUGACGUCCCUGCGGCCCCGGGACUCAUCAACGAGAAGAACGAGAAGACCCUCGUCAUUGACGACAGGCCCGUUCUCACUUCCGACGGCUCUCUGAGAGGUCCCGAAGGGGAAGAGUACCCCACGGCGGAAGAAAUCGAGAAAUUGCGUCGUGUCUGCGGUGUCGUUCCAUUGAGCGCCUACACAAUUGCCUUUGUCGAACUCUGCGAGCGAUUCUCCUAUUAUGGGACUACGGCCGUGUUCGUCAACUUCAUUCAGUACCCUCUUCCUGAUGGAUCAACCACUGGCUCAUCCGGCACCGAUAGACAAUCGGGCGCUUUGGGUUUGGGCCAGCGAGCAUCGACCGGCUUAACCACCUUCAACUCCAUGUGGGCUUAUUUCAUGCCCCUGGUGGGUGCCUACAUGGCCGACCAGUACUGGGGGCGAUACAAGACAAUUCAGAUCUCCAUCUUUAUUGCUAUCGUCGGUCACAUCAUCCUCAUCAUCUCCACCAUUCCGUCAGUCAUUGCCCACCCCGAUGGCUCCAUCGCUGCCUUCUCCAUAGGUCUGAUCAUCUUCGGUGUCGGAGUCGGUGGAUUCAAACCCAACAUCUCCCCUCUCAUUGCCGAGCAGUACGAGUCCAAGCACCCGCAACAGUACAUCAAGAUCCAGAAGAGCGGCGAGCGGACCAUUGUCGAUCCGACAAUGACCAUCUCGCGUAUCUAUAUGUACUUCUAUCUCAUGAUCAAUGUUGGGGCUUUGAUCGGCCAGAUCGGCAUGGUCUACGCCGAAAAAUACGUUGGGUACUGGUUAGCGUUCGUUCUGCCGACUAUCUUGUUUCUGUGCUGCCCUACUAUUAUGUUCUUGAUGCGCAACAAGUAUGCGAGACGACCACCCACUGGCUCCGUACUGGCCAAAGCGCUUCAGCUCUGGGGAUUUGCUAUGAAGGGCCGCUGGUCCGUUAACCCCGUGACAACGUUCAAGAAUAUGCGCUCGGAUGACUUUUGGGAAUCUGUGAAACCAAGCAGACUAGGGUCGAAUAAACCGGUAUGGAUGACUUUUGACGACGUCUGGGUCGACGAAGUCCGCCGAGGUCUCAAAGCCUGCACUGUCUUCCUCUGGUACCCGGUGUACUGGCUCGCUUACAAUCAGAUGACCAAUAAUCUGGUCUCUCAAGCCGCAACCAUGGAACUCCACGGCGCCCCCAACGAUCUCAUCAACAAUAUUGACCCUAUCGCUCUCAUCAUCUUCAUUCCCAUCUGUGACAUGUUCAUCUAUCCAGGCCUCGAACGCAUAGGGAUUCGCUUCACGCCGCUGAAGAAGAUUGCAUGGGGCUUUGUCACCGCCGCUCUUUCCAUGAUUGCAGCAUGCGUCACCCAGUACUACAUUUAUAAGAUUGGGCCUUGCGGCAAAUAUCCCUCUGAAACGACCUGCUCGGGCCCUGCUCCCAUCAACGUCUGGGUUCAAACUAUUCCGUACCUCCUUAUCGCCUUCUCCGAGAUCUUCGCCUCCAUCACCGGCCUAGAGUAUGCUUUCACCAAAGCACCGAAGAAUAUGCGCUCGGUCGUCACGGCAGUAUUCUUAUUCAUGAGUGCUGUUUCAUACGCUAUAGGAGAAGCUUUCGUCUCUCUCUCUGCUGACCCUCUCCUGGUUUGGAACUACAUGAUCAUUUCAAUUUUGGCUGCAAUUGCUGGAGCUGCUUUCUGGCUUGCACAUCGCAAGUUAGACGCUGAGGAGGAUAAACUGAAUUUCAUUCCCGAGAGUUCUUUCAAGGGUCGGCAAAUGAGUCAGGGUGGUCAGGCUGCUUGA
Letharia lupina is the source of this 1851-nucleotide messenger RNA. RefSeq lists its product as uncharacterized. The record is from RefSeq and is a predicted model, not a curated record. The transcript is spliced from 3 exons. Gene Ontology annotation, molecular function: dipeptide transmembrane transporter activity. Gene Ontology annotation, biological process: oligopeptide transport; transmembrane transport. NCBI's taxonomy places the organism in Eukaryota, Fungi, Ascomycota, Lecanoromycetes, Lecanorales, Parmeliaceae. The coding region runs from base 1 to 1851 and encodes 616 amino acids. Gene Ontology annotation, cellular component: membrane.